UGGACAGAAAUCGAGUGUGACAAGGUUAGAGAAGGGAAAAAAAAGGGUAAUGGAGAGCGCCGCCGUCUUCUCAGGUCUGGGAUCAAAUUACCUUCUAGGUACUUCUCGUGGCGUUUCUUCUCUUCUCCCCCCAUUCUUCAAUGACAAAAGAAUCUCCUUUCCUGCCCCGCUCCAGCUUCAAAAGCAGUCUUCUUUUUCUUCUUUUAAUAAUGUUCAAGCGGCUUCUUCUGCAAGGUUUGAUGCGGCAGUAUCUGGUGUUUACAGUGAAGUAUCUGAAUUAGCUGACAUGGACUGGGACAACCUUGGAUUUGGGUUUAUGCCUACUGAUUAUAUGUAUGUCAUGAAAUGUUCUCGAGGUGGGAACUUUUCCAAAGGAGAAUUGCAGCGAUUUGGGAACAUUGAGAUGAACCCAUCAGCUGGUGUCUUAAAUUAUGGGCAGGGACUAUUUGAAGGUCUGAAAGCCUAUAAGAAAGAAGAUGGUAAAAUUUUACUGUUUCGUCCUGAGGAAAAUGCACAGCGAAUGAGGAUGGGUGCUGAGAGAAUGUGCAUGCCUUCUCCAACAGUUGAACAGUUUGUGGAAGCUGUAAAGGUUACUGUUUUAGCAAAUGAACGCUGGGUUCCCCCACCAGGUAAAGGUUCCUUGUAUAUCAGACCGUUACUUAUGGGGACUGGAGCGGUUCUUGGUCUUGCACCUUCUCCUGAAUACACCUUUCUGAUUUAUGUUUCUCCUGUUGGAAACUAUUUCAAGGAAGGGUUGGCACCAAUAAAUUUGGUGAUUGAGGCUGAAGUCCAUCGUGCAGCCCCAGGUGGUACUGGAGGUGUAAAGACUAUAGGAAACUAUGCUGCGGUUCUGAAGGCACAGUCUGCUGCAAAAGCCAAAGGCUAUUCUGACGUUCUGUACCUAGAUUGUGUUCACAAAAAAUAUCUGGAGGAGGUUUCCUCAUGUAAUGUUUUUACUGUAAAGGGUAACGUUAUAUCUACUCCUUCAAUCAAAGGGACGAUCCUGCCUGGCAUUACACGGAAGAGUAUUAUUGAUGUUGCUCGUAGCCAAGGUUUUCAGGUUGAGGAGCGCCCUGUAUCAGUGGAUGAAUUGCUUGAUGCUGACGAAGUUUUCUGUACAGGAACAGCUGUUGUUGUAUCACCUGUGGGUAGCAUAACUUACCUAGGCAAAAGGGUUUCUUAUCAGAAUAAUGGAAUUGGUGUCGUAUCACAACAACUAUAUUCUGCACUCACAAGACUACAGAUGGGUCUUACAGAGGAUGUGAUGAACUGGACCAUGGAGCUGAAGUAGGCAUACAGGAGAACAUAACCAGUUUAGCUUGCUAUUUGACUUGUGCAGAGGUAGCCUUGAUCCAUCCUCUGAAUGUAAAAAUUGCGCUUAGUGUCAGUUUUUCAAGUGAUCUCUUGAUGGUUUUCUAGAAUGCUGUUUAAUUGUCUUCAUAUUUUCUACACUCUGGGACUUAGGUUACUGAACCAAUCUUGGUGAUUAGGCCCAGGAAGAUUACUGUUUGAUAGGAAGGUUGUUUUUUUCUCUAUUAUGAUGUUGGUAAUGCCUAUUUCUAAGUAGUUGCAUUGUAUGAUGAA
This is a messenger RNA of Vitis riparia (riverbank grape), 1584 nucleotides long. Its product is annotated as branched-chain amino acid aminotransferase 2, chloroplastic. The transcript has 10 exons. Gene Ontology annotation, biological process: branched-chain amino acid metabolic process. The record is from RefSeq and is a predicted model, not a curated record. Gene Ontology annotation, cellular component: chloroplast. Bases 50 to 1291 code for a protein of 413 amino acids. Gene Ontology annotation, molecular function: branched-chain-amino-acid:2-oxoglutarate transaminase activity. NCBI's taxonomy places the organism in Eukaryota, Viridiplantae, Streptophyta, Magnoliopsida, Vitales, Vitaceae.